Molecule: messenger RNA, 1176 nt
Organism: Pararge aegeria (speckled wood butterfly)
Lineage: Eukaryota; Metazoa; Arthropoda; Insecta; Lepidoptera; Nymphalidae
Gene: Ndfip
Product: NEDD4 family-interacting protein 1
Exons: 6
Coding region: 183-839 (218 amino acids)
Biological process (GO): ubiquitin-dependent protein catabolic process; vacuolar transport; metal ion transport
Cellular component (GO): perinuclear region of cytoplasm; endoplasmic reticulum; Golgi apparatus
Molecular function (GO): WW domain binding
Source: RefSeq, a predicted model, not a curated record
UCAUCGCAAGGAGCAAGGUUUCGGUUUUGCGUUUGCAAUUUUCCAGUUUGAAAAUUGAUUGCUUUGAUAAAUAUUAUACCAGAGGACCUUGAAUAAUGUGCGACAAUUCACUGAAUGUUGUAUGUUAAUUGUGUUUUAGACUAAUCAUUGUGAUAAACAAAAUUGUGUAUUGUGAAGCGAAAAUGGUGAGCCGUAGCCAAUCUCGGGUUGACAAUAUGUGCCCUGCGACGCACCUUCGGGUAAUUCUGCCCUCCUCAAUGGAGAACAACCUACCUCCACCCUUUAUAGACAUGAAUAAUAUGCAUGACAUACCGCCGCCCAUAGCGGACUUUUCUGCCCCGCCGCCCUACGAUGUGGCUGCCAACUCCAAGCUCCCAACAUAUGAGGAGGUGCAACGGGAGAAGCAAAUGGAAGGGGAUGACACACCACCACCGAUUCCACCACGCCCACCAAUCGCGGCAUUCGUCACCGUAGAAACGACCGAGGCUGCAGCAGACCCUGAGAACAGUCUGCUCGGCACGGACAUCAUGUUCCUCACUUCAUUUUUCGUGGCAUUCCUGUUCAACUGGAUCGGGUUUCUCCUCCUGAUGUGCUUCUGUCACACUGUUGCCAGUCGCUACGGUGCACUGGCUGGCUUUGGUCUAUCGCUUGCCAAGUGGACGCUCAUCGUCAAACAUUCUACGGAGCUCGCAUCACACGAGAAUUCCUGGCUGUGGUGGCUUAUUAUGGCGUUUGGUAUUCUGAUCUGCGUACGUGCUGUUAUCCAGUACCUGAAUAUCAAGCGCGGAUGGCGUCUUCUCUCCGGAACUGCUCAGGAAAGACUACUGUUUUUCUAUUGAACACACUUUCCCCUUUAUUCCGCUACCACUGCAAUGUCUUACGGGAAUACCCCGAGACCGGUAAAAGAAGGAAGGAACUAAACAACGAAAAUCGUAUUAGAUUCUUUUUUUGAUUGACUUUAGUUCGACGGUACAAUCUCGGGAUGUUUUCGUUAGAUAGGGUUUUUUGCUGAUAUAGAAAACUCCCAUGUUCUUUCAAAUUAUAUUGCUGACUUUAAUGCUGGGUGAGUGUUCGACAUACAUGCUUCAUAUAGGUCAUGCUUCAUAAGGAAACUUUAUGUUGGGUCCACUCAUUCUCAUUAAUAUACUCGGAAAAAGUACACAUACGUAAAUUGAA